AUGCGUGACGCGACUGUGGCCUCGACGGGAACACUAUUGCCGUGGGUGAGCCAAAAGGCAUCCAGCCGUUAUGCCUGGCUGGGGUGGGACAUCAUGGACAACCUGCUGUUCUCAUUUUGCGAGUCGAAUGAGACCCGACGGUAUACAGACCUUAACCCCAUCUCCGAGGAGACACUGACAGCUAUCAUGGAGGCUGUGACAAAAGCCGUGAAGAAGGCUAUAGGGGACGAGAUGUCUGAGAACUUCGGUCUCGUUCUCGACGGUUGGACCCACGGUACGGAACACUAUUUGGCGUUCUAUGCAUGCUACGAAACCUCGGCGGGCUUGCAGCUCCCGCUUUUGUCGCUGGCCCCUGUGAUGGACGAGCCCGGUGACUGA
Messenger RNA from Phytophthora nicotianae INRA-310, 378 nucleotides. RefSeq lists its product as hypothetical. The transcript is spliced from 2 exons. The record is from RefSeq and is a predicted model, not a curated record. Lineage: Eukaryota; Oomycota; Peronosporomycetes; Peronosporales; Peronosporaceae. The coding region runs from base 1 to 378 and encodes 125 amino acids.